Messenger RNA from Dufourea novaeangliae, 2215 nucleotides. RefSeq names its product DC-STAMP domain-containing protein 1-like. Gene Ontology annotation, cellular component: membrane. Lineage: Eukaryota; Metazoa; Arthropoda; Insecta; Hymenoptera; Halictidae. The record is from RefSeq and is a predicted model, not a curated record. Bases 53 to 2215 code for a protein of 720 amino acids. The transcript has 6 exons.
UCUAAUUACAAAACAUUACAGUUGAAUAUUUUUAAAAAUAAAAUAAAAAGAGAUGGAGAAUCAGACUAAAAUCGGCCGUCGAGCGGAAAUAUUUAAAAAGAAUUUCUUCAAGGUCUACUUAAAUAAUUUUCCGACUUUGUUUCACAUUUGCUACGAUCCGAUAGGCACACACAAAAAAUCACGUGCCUUUGUGGGUUUUUUAUUCGGAUUGUCAUUGGCUAUUAUUUUGUACGAAUUCGUCAUUGUCGAUCUACAUUUUGAUAAAUACACCAGUUUCGCGCUUUGUAUCAUCAUAUGCGUAAUGCUGUCCGUUGGAUGCGCCUCGUCAAUUCAGAUAAGAUGCGUUUGCGCUUUAACGAUACCUGCAUUCUUCGGUCGCUCGGGGCGUAGCGUAUUGAGGGCAUUAGUUUUUGGCUAUGUAAUAGCUGGACCACUCUUUAAUAUGGUGUAUAACGCGAAAGAAGUGGUGAGGACGUUCGCUUGUACUUCUCAACUGACUUACAAUCUCACCAAGACGCGAUUCGAUUUGAUGUUCAAACCAUUUCAGCAGGCUCUUCUCGCCAUGAAAACAGAUGGUGAAGAAAUAAAGGAUGCACUAUCUUCAGUGAAGGAUCUGGUGAGUCCUAUUGUAGAGGAAGUGGAGGGGGAAGAGGAGAUGCGGCGGUUAAAAGAGGAAAACGAUUAUAUGGACGAAUUACAAGGUGACACGAAAAGAAGCAAAGAAAUUGAAGAAAAAAACGAAAAGAGAAUCGAGGAAGCUCAGUCGGAGGGUGAUGUGUACGAAGCGAAGUACAAGGAGAAAAUAGAAGCUCGAUGCGAGGAACAGCUUAGUCGGGGUUCAGAUAGAUGUAGGGACAUGUUCAGUACUGCCUACGACAGCUGUUACGAAAAAGUGACCGUGUUUGUUGGCUGGCUUCUUUGUUGGCCGAUGAAGUUGACUUUCGUUUGUAAUCUGGUCCAGGCACUCGGUGGUUCUAGCAUCUGCGAUCCGGAAGGAAAAGUCGAUAGCGGUAUCGGUCAAGGUUACGCUGCUUUAAAAAGUGCGCGGAACGAGUUCAGCAGAAGCUUGAAAGACGCGAAGAUACAGUACAAAAUAAAGAAACCCCCGGUGAUCUUAGAUCUCCAAGAUUCUGCCUACGCAGCGAAAGCUGUCGUGCACGAGUUUACAACGCGGGCGAAGCUCUUCGAAUCCGUGAUGGUUGCUCUGAAAAGAUGCCUGUCCUUUGUAUUUCUGAAGAUCAUCCUUGGCGCUCAAACCUAUCACGACAAAUACUUGAACGAGAUCGAGCAUGACAACGUUUACGUGACGCCAUAUUUUCGACGGAUCGACGCCAGGAGAAAAGCUCGUGGCAGUUCCACGCUGUUGCCGUUGAAAAAGAUCGAAAGAAAGAAGUUCAUCGAUCCUUAUAAUUGGAAACCGAGCAAUGCCGAAAGCUUUAAUUUGACGAGUCAAAUGGUCAAGCUGUUGCUUGAAAUUGUUACAGCGAGCAUUUUUGUUAUUUUGGAUAGUUUGUUCUACGAGGUGUUGGAUAUAAUUAGAAGACAUGCUCGUAUUGAAUAUACUCAGGCCGGCCACCACGAUUUGUCAUUAGAAAUUCGCGGGACAGGUGUGAUAGCAACCCUGAUCAGGAGCGCAGUCCGCGGCUUCAACGUGAAGAAGCACAUAAAAACCGUCACCUCGAACAGCGCUUGCCUCCCAAGACCGACGAAGCUGAAUGGUUACAUAUUCUUCAAGAUCUACGGCACGUUCUUCUUAAUUUUCUUACUGAUCAUAGGAUCCAUCUACACGGAGAGGAUGCGUCGAGGUAUUUGUUCGUUUUUUUACCGGAAACGAGAAAAACGGAGGACACUGUACUUAUACAACGAGAGCCUAAGACGCAGAAUUGGUUUCGCGAGAUUCAUGAAGGCGAGGGUGAAACGACUGGUUAGGAAACGUCACCUGGAGUAUGAGGUUGAUUUCUGGAUGACUAUGAGACAGAAAUGGCCGACCCAGUUAGGCUGGUUGAGAUUCUUCGCCUGCGCUAGAGAGAGGUGUCUGAUUUGCGGGGAGGUGGAGCCUAGAAAAGGGCCAAAGUACCGACAGUGCACCACACCCGGUUGUCCAUUCGUACAUUGCGCUGAAUGCUGGAAGGAUGUAGGGAAGAUUUGUUACGCAUGCGCUGAAUGGUCGGAAACUGAUUCCGAAGAAUAUGACACACAGUACACCGAGUUUUAA